Messenger RNA from Rhineura floridana, 3510 nucleotides. RefSeq names its product ETS2 repressor factor (gene ERF). Gene Ontology annotation, molecular function: sequence-specific DNA binding; DNA-binding transcription factor activity, RNA polymerase II-specific. The record is from RefSeq and is a predicted model, not a curated record. Gene Ontology annotation, biological process: cell differentiation; regulation of transcription by RNA polymerase II. The transcript has 5 exons. NCBI's taxonomy places the organism in Eukaryota, Metazoa, Chordata, Lepidosauria, Squamata, Rhineuridae. Gene Ontology annotation, cellular component: nucleus. Bases 148 to 1773 code for a protein of 541 amino acids.
CCGAGUUGACUGUUGGAGCUCGCCAGGGGCAAAAGUGGGGAGACGAGAUUGCGUGUCUGUCUAUGGGGGAGUCGCAGAAAAAGGGAGCCCCCUUUUUAUCCUAGGGGCCCUCCCUCUGCUCUUUCCAUCAUCCCCCCCAACUGUGGAAUGUAUUGCAGAUGUCGAUCUCCGGUGAGCAAGCGGGGUGGACCAGCAGACUGGAGACAAGGGUUCGCCUUCCCAGACUGGGCCUACAAGCCAGAGUCGAGUCCUGGCUCACGGCAGAUCCAGCUGUGGCAUUUUAUCCUGGAGCUGCUGCGCAAAGAGGAGUACCAUGAUGUCAUUGCCUGGCAGGGGGACUAUGGCGAGUUUGUCAUCAAGGAUCCGGAUGAGGUGGCCCGGCUCUGGGGAGUGCGGAAAUGUAAGCCCCAGAUGAACUACGACAAACUGAGCAGGGCCUUGAGGUACUACUACAACAAGCGGAUCCUACACAAGACCAAGGGCAAACGUUUCACCUACAAGUUCAACUUCAACAAGUUGGUGCUGGUCAACUAUCCUUUCAUUGACAUGGGCAUGGCAGGUGGGGCAGUGCCCCAGAGUGCCCCUCCAGUGCCCUCAGGGGGCUCCCACUUUCGCUUCCCACCAUCAACGCCGUCCGAUGUGCUGUCGCCUGCUGAGGAUCUGCGUUCCCCUGGUGUGUUCUCGGCGGUGGCCCGGCGCUUGGCUCGUGGCUCUGUCAGCGACUGCAGUGAUGGCACGUCGGCCAACUCGGAAGUGGAGGAAUCCUUGGCUGAGGAGCAGAGGCGUGGUGGUGGGGAGGCGGGGGGCUUUCGUGGGCCCCCAGUGCCUGGCCACGCCCGCUUGACCCAUGAUGGGCUCUUCAGGGUUUAUCCUCGCCCUCGGGUUCCUGAGCCCCUCAGCCCUUUCCCUGUGUCGCCCAUGGCCGGACCCGCUGCCCUCCUGCCCCCUCAGUUGUCCCCAGCCCUCCCCCUCACUCCCACACACAUGAACUACACUCCUUCACCCACCCUCAGCCCUAUGUACCCAAGCGGCUCUCACUUCUCCUUCAACCCUGAGGACAUGAAGCGCUACCUCCAGGCCCACACCCAGAGUGUGUAUAACUACCACCUGAGCCCCAGGGCCUUCCUACACUACCCCAACAUUGUUAUCCCGCAGCCCCAGCGCCUUGAGAAGCCGCCUCUGCCGCCCCCCCCACCCCCUCAGGCUGAGGAACCCCCAACCCCCUUCAAGUUCAAGCUGCAGCCACCGCCGUUGGGGCGCCGUAACCGUGACAAGCAGCAGGCCCCAGCUCUGCCCCCAGGAGAAUCCAGCAGCGGCAUUUCCUCCUCAUCUUCUUCCUCCUCCGCCUCUACAUCUGGAACGGAGCCGGCUCUGCUCCCCCAGAUCAAGGUGGAACCCAUCUCAGAGGGCGAGUCGGAGGAAGACCUCACUGUCGAGGUCACAGACAUCAGUGAAGACGACGACGAGGAGGUCUUCAAAGCCCCUCCAGUGCCUCCAGAAAAGGCAGAGGAGGGUGGGAUUCGGGUGGUGGCGCCCCCUGUUGCCCGAGCUGGGGAGAGUGGCAAAUGCAUCCCCCUCAAGCUGCGUUUCAAACGCCGCUGGAGUGAGGACCAGCGACUGGAAGCUGGCAUGGGGGCCGAAGAAACGGACGACAAGAAGGUGAAGGGGGAAGACGACGCUGGCAGUCGUGGGGAGGGAGUGGGAGGCCGGCGGAUCAGCACAGAGCUCCAGCGGGCCACUGCUGAACUCACCCUUGAGAACCGAGACUCCUAGAGCUGGGAUGCGCAGCCCCCUUCCCUUCCUGGGACAUACGGACAAAUGAACGGGGGGGGGAGCCCGAGGGGGCUGUUUAUGCUGCCUUAACUCAGAGAUUAUCUUUUUACCUUUUGUCAGUUUUCCUUCCCUGUUUAUCCUGAAACUCUGUAAAUUUUAUUAUUAUUUCUUAUCUGGAAUCCAGGAAAAAAAUAGUGGGUGGGGGAAAAUAUUGAACAGUUUUUACAUGUCUAUAUAUAUAUAUAUAUAUAUAUAAACUCUUCGUGGGGGUGGGGGGGAAUUUCUAAAAACUAAUAUCCUGGGACAACUUUUGAGGGUUCUCUUACUCCUGUUCAACCCCUCUCCCUCAGUUCUUUUAAGGUAUAGAGCCCAAGGCCUUUUUUAAAUUAAAGGGGGGGGGAGAAACCCAUAGGAAUGAGUAGGGUUUUACUAUUUUUUAAAAAAACAACAACCCCAAAUCUCAUUGUUUUGCCUUCACAGGGGCUUCUAGGGGUGGUCUUAUCAAAGCCGCCACCUCAAUAGCAUCCUUUUUCCCUGCCCUGCAAUUGGCUUAAGCACAAUACACUUUUUAAACCUCCAGUGGAUUGAGAAGAGAAUUAGCCAUAUUUAUCACAUCUCACUUCAUUUCAAUAGCACCCUAACAAGGGUGGGGGGGUUAGGGGUAAGGUCCCCUUCUAACACACCUUCCAUAGAAGUGGCACACCUCUUUAAAAUGCACCCACCUGACCAUGUUCCCUCUUGCCCCCGCCCCCCAACCUGCCUAGGGAACCGGGUGGAAAGUGUUGCACUGCCCUGACUGUCCUUCCUGGGCAGCCCCUUUUCCUUCGCCCCUCCCCCUGUGAAUAGUAAGUUGCUGUAUUUGUGAUCAAGAAUCGUCACAGUAGAAGACGAAUAAUCUCCACCACCUCCCCUGUCCUCCAAAGAAACUCCUUCAUAAUACAUUGCUUUAUGUAACCAAAAAAAAAGUGGGCUUGGACAUCAUGUGGUUCCAUCCCCUCAUCGGUCUGUCCCACUAUGGGGUUGGGGAGGGAGGUGGGUGGGAUUUGAAAGGGUUCUUAAGUGCCUGUUGAGGUCCUGUGUCCAAGGGAACAUAACCAGGGAGUGGGCACUUCUCUCCAUACCUUUCCAUACUGUUGCUGUCCCAUGAAACUCAUCCCUUCCUCUUCCUGACUCUCCCCCCAAAGAAAUUAAGGCACUGUUUUGCCGCCUUGCUGAAUAAAUCCCUUCCCUCCCAGAGAGAGUCAGGAACCACCCACUUGCCCCUUCUAUUGAAGGGGGAGGACAGUGUUGGGGGGAGUUGUUAUCGGAGGGUGUCAGUGCCUUGGAAAAACAAAGCAGGGAUUCCCCCUUCCUGACGCACACCCAUGUACCUCCCAAUUAUGCCCCCAAGCCCUUACAGGCAUAUCUGCCUUUGUUUGCAGCUGCCUCCAUUUGAGCAGGAAAAGGACUUUUUUUUUCCAGUUCCCACAGGAGAGAGAGGUUGGCUUUUUUUUUUUUUUUGCGUCCAGGCCAAAAAAACAAACACCCUAAAACGGGUUUUGGAAGGGUGUGGUUAAGCUUGAAGGCAAGAUCCAGAACUGAACCUGCUGUUUGUGGGGUGACCAUAAUGUGGCAUCUUGCUUGAGGGUUUUUUAAUGCAGCCUUAUUCAAAUUCUUGUACAUAUCAAGGAAAUGGGGGUGUCUCAUUUUAAGAAUGUAAAAAAAAAAAACCAAUAAAAGGGUUUUGAGAUUUCAUAA